Messenger RNA from Aspergillus sclerotioniger CBS 115572, 525 nucleotides. RefSeq names its product cell wall mannoprotein 1 family protein. The transcript is spliced from 2 exons. The record is from RefSeq and is a predicted model, not a curated record. Bases 1 to 525 code for a protein of 174 amino acids. Gene Ontology annotation, cellular component: extracellular region. NCBI's taxonomy places the organism in Eukaryota, Fungi, Ascomycota, Eurotiomycetes, Eurotiales, Aspergillaceae.
AUGCUCGCCAAAUCACUCCUCGCUGCUCUUUUGGCUGUCUCAGCCACCGCCUCCCCCAUCAUUAAGCGGGAUGCGGCCACAGUCCUGUCUGACCUGGAGACCAUUCUCUCCGACGUUGAGACGCUCGACUCUGUAGUGUCCAGCUGGGAUGGCUCUCUUCUGACCGCUCUGACCAUCCUGACCGACUAUAACAAUCUCAAGAGCGCCCUGGACACGGCCAUCACCGACACCGAGGCCACCUCCACCCUGAGUGACUCGGACAGCAGCAGCAUCACCAGCGAGGUGCAGACGCUGGGAACCAGCAUUGUUGCCACCUUGGACACCAUUAUUGACAAGGAGUCUGUUGCCGCGUCCGCUGGCGUCAGCAGCACCUUGCUCUCCUCCGUGGAGACGCUCCAGACCAGUACCAACACCUUGGGUGCGGAUCUCGAGGCUAUCGCUACCUCGAGUGAUGCGGAGACCAUUGCCUCGGUUGUGACGGAGGUGGAUGCGGCUUUCUCGAGUGCUAUUGCGGCGUAUUCUUGA